ACCUGAUGCUAACUGCGCCUUGUGUCUGAUUCAGACAGAUCCGACUCGGCCUCGCCCUUUUGGAGGGCCCCUCCUCGGGACACCCCGCCUCCAAAGAAGACAACACGCGACUCGGGCCUCGUUGUCGGCGCCGCAUAUUCCCAUGCAGACAUGCUCAAGAUCGAUUCUUUGUCCCUUUCGAAUUCGGGCUCGCGCCCAAUGACCCCUCCGUCCGCGACUUCGGGACACGAACGAAGCGCCUCACUGAGCUCUGCGUCGCGCCAAAGGAGCUCCAAGUCGCCACCGCUCAAGACGUACAUGAACUUCCUUUCAAACACCAACGAUGACUGGACUGUGGACGAGGAGGAGGAAAUGUACGGCUACGAGUCGGACGACGGGGAUGACUUCGGCCUACCAAGCCUGUCUAACAUGAAGAGGAGGACAAGACGGAUAGCAGAACAGAGUAGGGCACAAACCGACAGCGGCCUAGGUCAUGACAGUCAUGGCGACGCGGUGGGGGAGCAACCCCGCCAACGAAGGAACUCCGACAGUGCAGACAUUGCUAUUGAGCGGCCGACACCAGCCUAUCCCGUGCCCAAGAAGAGCGAAGGGAAGAUCCUGCGACCACAAUACAAAGACAUACUGCGCGACCCUGCCAACGCCCUCCAUCUCAUCAACUACCCAUCGAUCCCGCCCAACGCGACGCCCAAGGAAAUCGACGCAAUCAACUCCAGGAUAACAAGGAUAAACAAGUUCAAGAGAUUAUUACAAGCAUCAACAAUACCCCUCUCCGACCUCCGGGCGCUGGCUUGGUCCGGUGUGCCAGAAGAGGUUCGCGCGAUGACCUGGCAGCUCCUCCUCAGCUACCUCCCAACUAGUAGUGAGAGGCGGGUAGCGACCCUCGAGCGGAAACGGAAAGAGUACCUGGACGGGGUGCGACAGGCCUUCGAUAAGGGAGGCGGAGGAGGAGGUGGUGGGGGUGGUAGCAGCGCCCCAACACCCUCAGCCCGCGGCGGGCGCGGGCUAGACGAAGCCAUCUGGCACCAGAUCAGCAUCGACGUGCCGCGUACCAACCCACACAUCGAACUCUACGGCUACGAAGCUACGCAGCGCUCGCUGGAGCGCAUCCUCUACGUGUGGGCGGUGCGGCACCCGGCCAGCGGCUACGUGCAGGGCAUCAACGACCUCGUCACGCCGUUCUGGCAGGUCUUUCUGGGGACAUACAUCACAGAUCCGGACAUCGAGAGCGGCAUGGACCCGGGGCAGCUUCCCAAGACGGUACUAGACGCAGUCGAGGCCGAUUCCUUCUGGUGUCUGACCAAGCUGCUGGACGGCAUCCAAGACCACUACAUCGUGGCGCAACCGGGCAUCCAGCGGCAAGUGUCCGCGCUACGCGAUCUGACGGCGAGGAUAGAUGGGGGGCUGGCGAAGCACCUAGAGAAGGAAAACGUCGAGUUCAUUCAGUUCAGCUUCCGCUGGAUGAACUGUCUCCUGAUGAGGGAAAUCAGCGUGAAGAAUACGAUCAGGAUGUGGGACACAUAUAUGGCCGAAGAACAAGGCUUCUCCGAGUUCCACCUCUACGUAUGCGCCGCCUUCCUAGUGAAGUGGUCCGACAAGCUGGUGAAGAUGGACUUCCAGGAAAUCAUGAUGUUCUUGCAGUCGCUGCCCACGCGCGACUGGACCGAGAAGGACAUCGAGCUUCUACUGAGCGAGGCCUACAUAUGGCAGAGCCUGUUCAAGGGGUCGUCGGCGCACCUGAGAGGUCCGGAGAACCGGGUGCCUAGCACGAAUUUCCAGUUAUGAGGAGUGGCUCGAAGAGCGGACAUGUAUGAAUUUUAAUGAUCGAGCUUUUCAGGGCGCAUAGCAUACCUACGUAACAGCACAGGCGAGAGCAUCUCAGAAACGGAUAGAUAGGAUAGCAGUUACUAAUACCCGGGAAGUGCCACCGGUCGAAGGCAAAAAGGCACAACAACAAUCAUCUGUCUGAUUAGUUGUAUUUUUCUGUGUCUGUAACUCACAUCGUCCUUGCGCCCCUAUCCCAGAACC
This is a messenger RNA of Chaetomium strumarium, 2025 nucleotides long. RefSeq names its product rab-GTPase-TBC domain-containing protein. The record is from RefSeq and is a predicted model, not a curated record. Gene Ontology annotation, cellular component: Golgi apparatus. Gene Ontology annotation, molecular function: GTPase activator activity. The transcript has 4 exons. Gene Ontology annotation, biological process: activation of GTPase activity. Bases 151 to 1782 code for a protein of 543 amino acids. Lineage: Eukaryota; Fungi; Ascomycota; Sordariomycetes; Sordariales; Chaetomiaceae.